AUGGUACAAAUUACGACCCGCGAGAUCGACUUUACUUGUAUCGGGAUGACGACGACGGCACGCAAACACACAGCCCUCUCCCUCGCCCAAGAAGCCGCCCGACACGCCCUCGACGCCGGCGCCACCGCGGCCCUCCGCUUACGCAACGACCCGUCCGCCUGGGAAGGUCAAAGGGGGACUGAGGGCGGGCAUAUCGCUGCCGCUGCCAUUAGCGCAGUCGUUGUUGAUACCUUUUUGGCGAAGCGGGUUCCCAUGCGUAAAGGCGGAUUUCGGCACUCGGUGGCGAAACAGGCGGCGCAGGUGGUGAUUAAGGGGUUGGUGGCGAAUGUUGGGGGGUCGGGUGGUGGUGGAAGGGGGACUGGCCCUGCUGGGAGGAGAAGAAAGAGGUGA
Dichotomopilus funicola is the source of this 390-nucleotide messenger RNA. RefSeq lists its product as uncharacterized. The record is from RefSeq and is a predicted model, not a curated record. The transcript has 2 exons. Lineage: Eukaryota; Fungi; Ascomycota; Sordariomycetes; Sordariales; Chaetomiaceae. The coding region runs from base 1 to 390 and encodes 129 amino acids.